AUGGAAUUAAAGAAAUCAAUUUCCGAUACCGAGCGCUCAUUGAAGAGCUACGGCUCUGUAUCGGAAACGGAAUGGACAAAAGACAAAGGUGAGCGUCAUUCAUUGCAAAAUGUGUCCAUGGCGGAGAGCAUCAUGUCUCCAGAUGAGAUUGAAGUGGAGAUGGCUCGCAUCCAGCGUCUCAGAGAGGUGCUAGUAAGGAGGGAGUCUGAACUGCGCUUUAUGGCGGACGACAUCCAGCUCUGCAAAGACAUCAUGAGUCUGAAACAGGAGCUGAGGAAGGUGGUAACUGUACCAGAGAGAGAGAAGACCAAGAAACAGAGACAGUGGGAGGAGGAGUUGAUCCUGAAAAUCCAUAAACUGGUGCAGAAGAGGGAUUUCCUAGUGGACGAUGCAGAGGUGGAGAGAUUAAGGGAGCAGGAGGAGGACAAGGAGAUGGCUGAGUUCCUGAGACAGAAGCUGCUGCCUCUGGAGAAGCUGGCCAGAGAAGCUGCCCAAAGUGAACAAGUCCCUGAUCCUCCGCCCAGCAAGCCGUCCAUCACCAAGUCCAUCACCAUCAUCAAGGACUGCUGCGGAGCCACCCAGUGUUGUAUCAUGUAA
Messenger RNA from Salvelinus namaycush (lake trout), 597 nucleotides. RefSeq names its product bMERB domain containing 1 (gene bmerb1). The transcript has 6 exons. NCBI's taxonomy places the organism in Eukaryota, Metazoa, Chordata, Actinopteri, Salmoniformes, Salmonidae. Gene Ontology annotation, cellular component: microtubule cytoskeleton. Gene Ontology annotation, biological process: negative regulation of microtubule depolymerization. The record is from RefSeq and is a predicted model, not a curated record. Bases 1 to 597 code for a protein of 198 amino acids.